Molecule: messenger RNA, 6121 nt
Organism: Vespa velutina
Lineage: Eukaryota; Metazoa; Arthropoda; Insecta; Hymenoptera; Vespidae
Gene: beta-Man
Product: beta-mannosidase
Exons: 19
Coding region: 706-5559 (1617 amino acids)
Biological process (GO): glycoprotein catabolic process; carbohydrate metabolic process
Molecular function (GO): beta-mannosidase activity
Source: RefSeq, a predicted model, not a curated record
AAUUAAAGUAGUAAACAUUUUUGUGGUGUUCAUCUUCGAUUAAAACAGUUGCAUUUAUAUACAAACAUUAUUUGUACUUCAUUGAAAUGAUUUCGUAGUUGAAAUUAGAAAAAAUAAAAAAGAAUGAAAAUCAUGAAAUAUUCGUAAAAAAAUUAAGUUGCUGAUUAAUGUUAUGAAAUUGUAAAAAAAAAAUUAAUAUUAAUAUAGCAAAAAAAGAAUUGAUAGAGGUUAUAUAAAGAUUUACUAUCAGAAAUCACAAAUGACAUACAUUAUCGCAAUUAGCGACAUUUACACAGUGACAGAUCUAUAAUAUUGAUAUAUGAUUGGUUACAUACAAGCCAAUAAAAAACGGGCAAGUAGCCAAUCAAAUAGUUUCAUUGUGUACGAUAUUCACAUAAGUACAGUCCUAGAUUCUGUUAAACGUAUUUGUUAGAUUUGUGAAAUUGUAUGUGUAGCUAUAUAACAGAUUACUUUGUUUUUCACAAAUGCACUUUUAAGUUUUCCUGUUUCUUCAUAAUUUAUGUACAUUUUUUCCUCUAUUCGAUUUAUUAUAAUCAAAGUUUUCAUUAAAUCAUUUGAUAUAUUUAAAAUAUGAAAUGAGAUUUGCAGUAAUUCGGCAAUAAAGAAAAAAAGAAAGAAAAAAAAAAAAAAGAACUUUGUUUACGAAUGAAUGUUUGCUUUAGAUACGAUAAGUUUUAAAAAAAAAUGUCAAGUAAUAUAGAAAAUUUGACUGCGUCGGAGAAAGAAGAAAGUGAAAAGAUGAAGAAAGAACUUGAAAAAAUGGGGAUAGACAGGCCAAACUAUAAUUUAAGAUACAUGAAGCAAAUUAUCAAUGUAAUACGUGAAUCUAAAGAAAUGGCCAACAGACCAGAAAAUAAUGCAAGAAAUCAAAAGGAUUUGCCAUAUUCUACUAAUAAUUCUGUACCAGAUCUAGCGACUAAAGCAAAGUCAAUACUAGAAACAGAUAAUGACCGACCAAAACCAAGUUGCUCGUACAGCACUUAUCAUAAUAGUAGCUCAGAAUCACCUAAUGUUCGUGAUAAGAAAAACAUUAUGUCUAGAAGAAAGAGUUCGGAUGAUGAUGUCAGUGAUGAUGGUUCAGAUAAAUACCUAUCUCAUCAAAAAUCUAAAAAUUCUAUGCAGGAAUGUUCUAAUUCACGUAUAGAAAAUAAAUUAGGUGCUCCAUUAGAACAUAAAAAAAAAUUGAUCAGAUGGCGGAUUAAUCCAUUAGAUUCUCGCUCUGAUCAGAACGAUGUGCCUUUACAACAGCCAAGGCGACCUCCAGCUCAAGAGCGCAUACCUUUCAGAUUUUGUAAAGAUGCGAAUACAACUGAAAAGGGCAAUAAAAUAAUGAAUGAAUUGAGUAUUCAUUUGAAAGAAAUGGCAGAUCUAUGGUUCAGUUGCCAUGGUUCAACCCAAUUGAAGUUUCGAUGGGGGACACCCAUUCAGGUGGAUACUGAUAACAACAGUUUGGACAGAAAACCUCUCAUGGUUGCUACUAAUUUCAAUGAAUUAGAAAAUAUAAGCAGUAAUUACGACAGAGCUAACAAAAGGAAAGCUGCUUGGUUUAUUAAUACAGCAGUAUCAAGUUCUAGCAGUGAUGAUAAUGAUGAAAUGAGUCUUAGCCUUCUUAAAAAAACAAAAAUUGAAGAUACAAAUAAAGUACGCAAAAUAUUAUAUAACAAGGAACCAAUAACUCAAGAAACAGAUUGUUUAAAGCAACAAUCUGAUAAAGAAGAUUUAUUAUCAAAUAAUAAUUUUAAUCUUAUUAAUGACAACGAUACUGCUAGAAAAAGUAUAAAUAUAAAAUCUUUGCAAGGGCCUAAAGAAAGAUCUUCUGAAAUGUUAUCCAAUACAAAAAUAGAGACACUUUUAAAGUCAAAUGUGUUUGAUAAAAAUAAGACAUUAAGUACUUAUUCGUCUUUAAAAAAUCAUAAAGAUACAAAUAAAAAUGAUGUAGAAAGAAGUCCUAAUACAUCAAAUAAAGAAAGUCUAGAUUACAAACUGACAACUAAAGAAGCAGUUGUAGAAUUGGAAAGAAUUAUUGACAAAGAUAAUGAAAUGCUAUUAAAUGAAGACGUUGUUAUUAAACCAUUAUCUUUGAAGAGUUUUUCAGCACGACUAGCAAAACAAUGUGUGCAUUUAAAACAAGUUGAUGCUGAAAGAAAAAGAAAAAUACUUUCAGAUCAAAAGGAAGCUCAAAGAAAAGAGGAUGAAGAAAAAGAGAAAAGAAAGCAAGAUUUUAUGAAAAGAAGAAUGCAGGAGAUGGAGGAAACAUUUAUAAAUAAAGAAAAAGCUCAAAGUAAAGAUAAGAGAAAGGAUAGGCUGGUAGAAGUAUUACAAUCUAGAAACACAAGUCGAACACAAAAGUGGAAGGAUCAAGAAAGAAAACAAAUAGAAAAGCAAAAUAAAGAAGCUGUACUUCAGGACAAUGGCAAUGAGGAUAUAAUUAAAGAAAUGGCAAAGGAUGUUUAUUAUUUAGAAAAAAAAGUAACUUGUCCUAUCUGUAAUAAAUCUUUCCCAAGCGAUAAGAUAGAAAAUCAUGCAGCUACGUGUGAUCAAUUUGAAGCGGAUAAUGAACCUGAACAAGACAUUACUUAUUCUCCUCAAAACAGUAGAUAUGUAGUCAAAGAAAAAACUAAGAAUUCAAAAACGACAUUUGAAUGUAAUAUUUGUUCUACAUUUAAAACAGAAAAUGGCAUAGAUUAUGAAGAUCACGUUAAUAAAUGUUUACAAGAUAAACAGAAUUCUCCAUCUCGAGGUACUUCUAUGAUGAUCAAUGUACCUGAUUCUCCUGUACGUUCUUAUCAAUCCAUUAGUGAACAAAGAACUUCUAAUAUAGAUUACAAUGGGCAAUUAAUUUCAGUAAGGAAAGCACAAGUAGGUAGGAAGAGAAAACGUUCUUCUAAUAAAAAAUGUCAAGAGCUAGAUUUUCCUGCAAUUGUACCAGGCGGUAUCUAUACAGAUUUAACUACUGCACGUUUGAUACCUAAUAACUUUCUAGCAAUGAACGAUAUAAAAAAUCGAUGGGUUGGUAACCAAACGGUUGUAUACAGCAAAAAUUUUACUGGGACAAAUACUUUUGUAAAUGGUUCAACAAUAGCCUUAAUAUUUCAUGGACUCGAUACUUUUGCUACUAUUUUUUUAAAUGAUCAUAAAGUAGGAGAAGCUUCUAAUAUGUUUUUAAAGUAUAUAUUUUAUAUAGAACAAUAUAUAAAGAUAGGGGAGAAUACUUUAAAAAUUAUAUUUCAUUCACCUAUAAAAAUGGCAAAUGAUUUAUAUAAAAAUCAAAGUCUACAAUAUAUUGUUCCCCCAAAAUGUGUUCCCAAAGAAUAUAAUGGAGAGUGUCAUGUUAAUCACAUUCGAAAAAUGCAAGCUAGUUUCUCAUGGGAUUGGGGCCCAGCUAUUCCUUCUAUGGGAAUUUGGAAAAGUGUUGAAUUAAUUUCUACAACUGAAAUUCUAAUUAUAGACAUUACAACAGACAUAUACGAAAAAGAUAAUCUUUGGGAAAUUUUUAUAACAAUAUUCUUUGAAAUUUCUCCUCAUAAAGGAAGUGACACUAUUAUGUGUAAUAUAGCUUCAAAAUUAUAUACUAUAAAUUCUAUAUAUGCUCAAAAUUCAUCUGAUAUAAUAUUACAAGUAAAGAAUAGAUAUGCUACCAUAUCAACUAUAUUAAAUGUGCAUUCGAAAUUGAUUGAUAGAUGGUGGCCAAAUGGUUUUGGUAAACAAAAUUUGUACACAUUAAAAGUUGCUAUUACAACAGGAACUAAAACAGUAAAUAAAUAUAUGCGCAUAGGUUUCAGAACUAUAGAAUUAGUAGAAGAACCAUUAGAGAAAGGAUUGAGUUUUUAUUUUCGUGUAAAUGGUAUACCAAUAUUUGCAAAGGGAAGUAAUUUUAUUCCUGCAAGUAUAUUUCCUGAAUUAACAGCUAAAAAAAAUGUUAUUAGAAACCUAUUGCAAUCGGCUAAGGAAGCACACAUGAAUAUGCUUAGAGUUUGGGGUGGAGGAAUGUAUGAAUCUGAUUUAUUUUAUAAUUUAGCCGAUGAAUUCGGAAUUAUGAUUUGGCAAGAUUUUAUGUUUGCUUGCUCAAUGUACCCUACGAGUGAAGAAUUUUUGAGCUCCGUUAAAGAGGAAGUUAUACAAAAUGUACGACGAUUAAAAAAUCAUGCAAGUAUAGUUUUAUGGGCAGGCAAUAAUGAAAAUGAAGCAGCUUUAUAUAGUAAUUGGUAUGGAACUGGUAAAGAGGAUAUAUAUAAAAAUGAUUACAUUAAACUUUAUGUGAAUUUAAUUAAAAAGGAGGUGGAAAAAUUAGAUCCUACUAGACCUUUUGUUGUAUCCAGUCCUAGUAAUGGUUUAUAUACAAAAGAAUACAAUUAUGUUGGACAAAAUCCUUAUUCAAAUUUAUAUGGAGAUGUUCAUUAUUAUAAUUAUAUGAGAAAUGGAUGGGAUAUAAAUCAAUAUCCACGUUCAAGAUUUGUCUCAGAAUAUGGAUUUCAGUCGAUGCCAUCAAUUUAUACAAUGUUAACAGCUAUAGAAAAUUUUGAUGAUUUACGGAUAGGCACUAACUUUUUGAAACACCGUCAACAUUUAUUUUUUGGUACUGAAUUCAUGAAAUUUCUUAUUUCUACAAAUUUUGUAAUACCAAAAUCAAAUAAUACAAUUCGAGAUUUUAUGGAUUUUAUAUAUUUAAGUCAAAUAAAUCAAGCUGUCUCAGUGAAAAUACAAACAGAAUCAUAUCGUCAAGCAAGAUCAGAGUUGAAUGCAUUAGGAGAAGGAUUUACAAUGGGAGCUCUUUAUUGGCAAUUAAAUGAUGUUUGGCAAGCUCCAUCGUGGUCCUCUAUUGAAUAUGGAGGAAGAUGGAAAAUACUUCAUUAUUAUGCAAUAGAAUUUUUCUCACCUAUUAUUGUAACUUCUCAUUUAUCUCAAGCAAACGAGCUAUCGGUAUAUAUUGUUUCUGAUAAAUUAUAUCCAAUAAGUAAUUGUACUUUAAAAUUGAAUAUCUAUAAUUGGAAUUCGAUGGUACCUCUACAUGUACAUUCUAUAGAUAAUAUUAAAGUUGAGCCAAAUAAAGCAAUGCGAAUUACAUCGAUAUGGCUUGAUAAAUUCCUUGAAAAAAUUAAAUGUGGAACAUUGGUAGAAGCAAAGAAAUUCUGUAUUAUGCGUCUCACGCUUGAAGAUUAUAAUAGAUUACAAAUUGCUCCCGUUAAUUAUGUAUAUCCAACUGUAUUAAAAGAUGUAAAUAUCCCAUUAGCAAAUAUCAAAAUAAAAAUUAAUACAAAUUAUCUACCAGGAAAAUUGUCAAAUUAUCCAGAUUAUGAAAUUGAACUAACCACUAAUAAUAUAGCACUUUUUGUUUGGUUAGAAGUAAAAUCCAUAAGUGGACGUUUUUCAGAAAAUGGGUUUCACAUGUUCGAGCAAACAAAAUAUAUAAAGUUUCAUGCAUACGAAGCAACUACGCCAAACAUAUUACGAAAAAAUAUACAAGUUACAACUCUUUCUGACAUUUACAAUUCAAACAGAACUGUAAAUAUAUAUGAAUAUUUUUAUGAAGGAAAAUAAAUAUCAUAAUAUGGCGAAUUAAGAUAACGACGGCUCAAAUUAAUUACCACCAUAAUACAGCAAAGAAGUAAGGGUCCAAAAAUAGCACCUUCAACACCCAGACAAAAUAUUCCACCGGCUAUAGAUAAGCCAGUGAGAUAUGGAUGACCCCCACUAAAAUAAAUUGCAGGAACACAAGCAAUAUAUGCAUCCAAGAAGGGGACAGCACCUAAUACUGUAGCUAAAGCUGAUGGUAAAUAUACAAUUUUAACUUGAAAUAAAUUAUGUACAAACCACGUCCACAUUCCAAAAAAUGUAGCAAGUUUGAACGUGGCUGCAAAUACUCCAAUCACAGCUUCUUGCAGAGCAACAGCAAAUCUGUGAAAAAAUGGAACACGAUUCUUCCCAUUCUUGAGGUACCCAAUCUAUAUCUGGAUUAUUUAUUAAAGAAGAAUUUACAAUUUCAGCUGUAACUUGAAUGAGAUGCAUACCUUCCGCAUAGACCUAUUAUGAUAAUAUAAAAUAUUUUAAUGUAUUUUCAGGAACGAGUUAUAUUAAUUACAUAAUGAAUUAAUAAUCUAAU